This is a messenger RNA of Neoarthrinium moseri, 3684 nucleotides long. RefSeq lists its product as uncharacterized. NCBI's taxonomy places the organism in Eukaryota, Fungi, Ascomycota, Sordariomycetes, Amphisphaeriales, Apiosporaceae. Bases 1 to 3684 code for a protein of 1227 amino acids. Gene Ontology annotation, biological process: positive regulation of GTPase activity; Ras protein signal transduction. The record is from RefSeq and is a predicted model, not a curated record. Gene Ontology annotation, cellular component: plasma membrane. Gene Ontology annotation, molecular function: protein binding; guanyl-nucleotide exchange factor activity. The transcript has a single exon.
AUGCUUGACGACCAAUCGAUGCGGGCGAGUCUACAAGUUGCGCCCCUUGCCCUACAGAGGGUUCGAUCCGGAUCCUUGAGUGAUGGACAAGACGACCAUGCGCACGACGAGGUUCAAUCGACGACAGACUCGCAGGCCAGCUCGCAUAUAACGCCGCCGAUGACUCCCAAUGGCUCCCAAGACGAAGACGACGACGACGAUGUCGCACAACAGUGUGCGCCGCACCCGGUUUUUCAUAACUUCUUAAGGGCCUUUUACCCAUUUCAUCCAAGUUAUAUUGCGACGGACUCGACGGUCACUCUGCCGCUGAACGAGGGUGAUGUGGUUUUGGUGCACUCGAUACACACGAAUGGAUGGGCUGACGGCACAUUGUUGAUAUCUGGCGCUCGCGGUUGGCUACCUACGAAUUACUGCGAGGCAUAUGACCCGGAGGAAAUGAGGAAUCUUCUGUCUGCGUUGCUGAAUUUCUGGGACUUAUUACGAAGCACGACGACGAACGAGCGAGAUAUCUUUGGGAACCAAGAGUUCAUGAAAGGGAUCAUUGCAGGUGUUCGCUACCUCCUGGUAUGGAUUAUACCCUCCCCUUCUAGAGUUGCUACUGAACAUAUCUCGCAGGAGUGCACGAAUUGCUUGACGCGGGAAUCGCCAAUUAUACAACGUAACGAUGGCCUCCGACGAGGCCGCAAAUCGUUGCUUUCGGAGUUAUCCAUGCUUGUCAAAACCGCCAAAAGAUUACAGGAGGCUCUCAAAAAUGGCCCACCGGUUGAGGAGGAUGUCAAUGAUAUCAUUGAUGAGAUGAUACUUAAAGCCUUUAAGAUCGUUGUCAAGGGGGUACGCUUUCUCGACUUGCAAGAAGAGGAUCGACGGCAACGCGCACCUGCGGCUGUAACAGUUAUGGCAACCGUUGUUGAAGAAUCUUACAUCCCGCCAACCCCACCAGCUGACUCGUCAGCCUUCGAGCACGAGCAAAACAGCGAAGCAGAUGCGGGAUCCCGCGCGGCCGAAGAGGGAACAGCCGCCGAUUUGCUGCCAUCGGAACCAAGCGAGGGCGCGCAAACAAACGCACCGGCCACUAAUCGUGUCUCUUUCGUUUGUUCGCCAUCAAACACGACAAGUCAUCGCAUGUCUCAGGCCAAUCAACCUCGCGGCAAUCGAUUGUCGGCAACUAUAUCACACAGGGUGUCUAUGGCCGGCGCUUCGUCAUCAAGUCAACCACAAAAUCUUGUCUCAUCGCGGUUGAGCUCCAGCCAUGACACCCUGUUAUCAUACCUUGGUUCUUUUAUCGGUCGGCUGCAACUGCAGUCCCAGUCGAGGUCAGAAUUAGCAUUGGCCAUCAAACAGUCCGCCACCCUGGGCGGGGAUCUCCUUGCCGUGGUAGACACAGUUUGCAGGCACAAUCCCUUUGGCUCCGAGUCACUAGACCAAGCUCGCGCUGUUAUGUACGACCGAAUUCGAGACCUGGUCUACUCCGCGCGGGACAUCCUGAGUACCGUGGAGCCCGACAUUGAGGACAUGAUUAUGCUGCAAGACAACAGCCAACUCCUGCAAGCUGCAAUGGGGUGUGUUCAAGCAGCGGGUGGCUGUGUUGAGAAGACAAAGUGGGUGAUUGAGAGGAUAGGUGAUUUCGAAUUUGAAUUGGAGAAUGGAUCUCUUGGGAUUGAUUUCGAGGUGCUCGACAAGGUUUCAGGGAGUCGACCAAGCACGCCUGAGAAAGUGAGCGGACCAGGCAUCAAGUCACCCGAGACAUCCCCUACGCCAGUUCAACCACGACAUCUCUCUUUGGAUAAGCCGUUGCCCGACGUGCCUGACGCCGAGGCUUCAGAGAGAAAGGAAGCGGAGCACUCCUCAGAGCCAGGAUCACGCCCACAGUCUGGCCAGAUUGAUGAUACUGCUUCCAGCGUGGCAUCAUCGGUGGCAUCGCUGCGGCCCGCACCACCGCCGUUACCCAGAUUGACAACCACGCUCCUCCGCGAUGACUCUUACAGUCCAACCACUGAGCAUUCACAUGACAGCGAAUACCAGGGCUCCUUCCGUUCCGAAACGUCAACGGCAUCCAGUUCCGGUACCAACAUCACAUACCCUAGCAGAGACUCGGAGUCGAGCAUCGUCUCUCAGACAUCCACGAGGGCAACAACACCGGACCAGGCAAUAGCUCCAAAGAACCAGCCGUCACUAUCAGACUUGAGCACUGCGGGAAGCGUCAGCACUUCGGACGAAGUCGACGACGUAGAGUCCAGGCUACUUGAGAAGACUUAUGCUCAUGAGCUUAUCUUCAACAAGGAGGGCCAGGUUACUGGAGGUUCACUACCUGCCUUGGUUGAGCGUCUGACAACUCACGAGUCAACUCCAGAUGCAGUGUUCGUUUCCGCCUUCUACUUGACCUUCAGAUUAUUCUGCACGCCUACCAAGCUGGCUGAGGCCCUGGCCGAACGGUUCGACUACGUUGGUGAAGCCCCUCAUAUGGCCAGUCCUGUGCGAUUGAGGGUUUACAAUGUGAUGAAAGGAUGGCUCGAAUCACACUGGCGUGAGUCGACUGACCAUGAGGCUCUCCCAACCAUUCGUCAUUUCGCAGAAUUCAAGCUUGGAUCCUUGCUCCCGUCGGCGGGCAAGCGACUUGCAGAACUCGCUGAUCGAGUCUCAUCAACCGAUGGAUCCUUGGUCCCUCGCCUUGUCUCGUCCAUGAGUAAAUCCGGCACAUCAAUCUCUCAGUUUGUUCCAGCUGAGACGCCCCUGCCCAAUCCACUUUUGUCCAAGAGCCAGCAGCACUUGCUUCAGAACUGGAAGUCUGGCGGGAGCAUGCCCUCUGUUCUUGACUUUGAUCCUCUGGAGAUAGCGCGACAGUUGACGCUGAAGCAAAUGAACGUCUUUUGCUCUAUUCUACCAGAGGAACUGCUUGGCUCGCAGUGGAUGAAGAAAGGAGGCAUGGAGUCUCCUAACGUAAAGGCAAUGUCCGGUUUCUCGACGGACUUGUCAAAUCUGGUUGCCGAUACUAUCCUGCAGUAUCCCGAUGUCAAGAAACGAGCAGCGACCAUCAAGCAAUGGAUCAAGAUUGCCCACCAGUGCCUUCUGCUCAACAACUACGAUGGCCUCAUGGCAAUCAUUUGUAGCCUGAACAGCUCCAUCAUCAGCCGCCUUCGGAAGACGUGGGAGGUGGUGAGCGUAAAGAGGCGCGAGAUGCUCAAGACGUUACAAGCCAUUGUUGAGCCGUCGAAUAACAACAAGGUGCUUCGUGCUCGUCUGCAAGGCCAUGUACCACCGUGUCUGCCCUUCCUGGGUAUGUUUCUGACAGACUUGACAUUCGUCGACAUAGGAAACCCUGCGACGAAGCAGCUUCCUGGGUCUUCGGAAGAUCAGGGAUUGACAGUCGUCAACUUUGAUAAGCACAGCCGUACAGCCAAGAUCAUCGGGGAACUGCAGCGAUUCCAGAUUCCCUAUCGGUUGACCGAGGUCCCCGACCUCCAGGAAUGGAUGCAAGCUCAAAUCGAUCGAGUCAAAGAAUCGGACAAGGGGAAUGUACAGGUCAGCUACUACCGCAAGAGUCUGCUGCUUGAGCCGCGCGAGAAUGCCGCCCGUACUCCCAUCGAAGGCCCGGCAGCCAAUGCUGGCGCCCACCAAAAGGCCGACCUUCUGUCCUGGAUCUCGAGGGAUCGAGGCAACCACAACAACACACCCGUGCCAAUUUGA